This is a messenger RNA of Drosophila innubila, 1549 nucleotides long. Its product is annotated as beta-1,3-galactosyltransferase 5-like. The transcript has 2 exons. The record is from RefSeq and is a predicted model, not a curated record. Lineage: Eukaryota; Metazoa; Arthropoda; Insecta; Diptera; Drosophilidae. Gene Ontology annotation, molecular function: hexosyltransferase activity. The coding region runs from base 159 to 1460 and encodes 433 amino acids. Gene Ontology annotation, cellular component: membrane.
UUUCGCUUGUUUAUGUGUUUACUUUUUGUUGCACUCAAUAAAAGUGCACAAAACUGAUCACAGCAAGCGUAUUAUGUAUUUUAUCAUCGCGUUCGUAUUUACAAAAACAAAUCAAAAAAGAAAAUAAAUACAAAAUCAAGUCAAAUAUCGAGAUAACAAUGGCAGUCGUCAACUUAGGCAAUACUCGCAUGUUGCGCACUCUGCUAGUUUUUAAACUUAUAAUUUUCACUAUUUUCAUCUAUGCAUUAUAUUCCACGACAUCGACGUUUAACCCAGAGAUUUCCAUCUCACAAAAGAUAACUGCAGAUUCAGGUCGCCAGCAGGAGGAGCAGCUGACGAAGCUGCCAUCUUUAAUGGAAAUGGUGGAGUUGAAUAACACAGGCGAAUUCGGGCUGUCUUCAGGAGUGGAGGAACAGAAGCGGCUAAGAAAAUCGUCUUCACAUCCUUCGGCUGAUUCCAGUCAUAAGGCUGAGACUUCCAAUGAAGGCGAUUUGCGUAGGAAGCAGAUAAAUACAGAUACAGUUACCUCAAUGCACGAGAACAAAAGUGAGCCGGGCAUAAGAGAAGAUCCGAAAGAAAACACUCCUCAACAGGUGCUAUUAGAAAUAAAAGAUUCUCCCAAUUUACUGAUUGAAACAGAAAAGCUCUAUGAGAGCGGUCAUUUAAAUGAAGAGAUUGAUGUGGAUCGCAUUUGUUCGCUUAACGGCUUAAGCACAAGGCUUGUGGUAUUGAUCACCUCAGCACUUAAGCAUGCGGAUGCACGCAUGUCCAUCCGACAGACCUGGGGACAUUAUGGAGCACGUCGUGAUGUUGGCAUAGCUUUUGUUUUGGGUCGCAGUACUAACAGGACGGUAAAUGAAGCUCUCAGUGAGGAAAAUUCUUUGUAUGGCGAUCUGAUCAGAGGAAACUAUAUUGAUUCCUAUAAUAAUUUAACGCUUAAAGUUAUCUCGGCUCUGGAGUGGGCGGAUCUGCAUUGUCAUCAUGCCAAGUAUUUGCUAAAGACGGAUGACGACAUGUUCAUCAAUGUGCCCAUGCUCCUGAGUUUUACAGCAGAUCGGGAAAAACGCAAACAGAAGCGAGCCAUCUUUGGUCGAUUGGCCCAUAAAUGGAAGCCCGUUCGUAAUAAAAAAUCCAAGUACUAUGUAUCCAUUAACCAGUAUCCAGAAAAAGUAUAUCCCACGUUCACCACGGGACCUGCCUACUUAAUGACUGGUGACAUUAUCCACGAUUUAUAUGUGGGAUCACUGAAGAAGGCAUAUCUGAACCUGGAGGAUGUCUUCAUCACAGGUUUUGUGGCGCAAAGUUUGGAUAUUGAACGCUUUCACGUUUACGAGUUCAUCAACAGACGAAUCGGUCAUACUUCAUGCAAUAUACGCAAAUCUAUAAGCCUACACAUGGUCAAAUCUAGCGAACAGUUCGAUUUAUGGCAGAAGCUGCAGAACCAAACCGCAAAAUGUUAGAAUAGCUUUUCUCUAUAAUUUAAACAUAUAAAUAUCAACUUUAAACUAUUGUGGGUUAGUUUUAAAUAAAAAUGGUUUUAAGUUCCCAA